Molecule: messenger RNA, 718 nt
Organism: Apodemus sylvaticus (European woodmouse)
Lineage: Eukaryota; Metazoa; Chordata; Mammalia; Rodentia; Muridae
Gene: Cotl1
Product: coactosin like F-actin binding protein 1
Exons: 4
Coding region: 158-586 (142 amino acids)
Biological process (GO): regulation of actin filament polymerization
Cellular component (GO): site of polarized growth; cortical actin cytoskeleton; actin filament
Molecular function (GO): actin filament binding
Source: RefSeq, a predicted model, not a curated record
UCUGGCUCUGCAGUAACCGCGGGCCCCUCUCCGAGGACCUUAGCUUGCUCUUCUGAGCGGCCGCCCCCACCCUCCCUGCUCACUCUCGGAGCCCGAUCGACCCUCGCAGCGGAUCAGGGACUCGUUCACUGGUUCCGGCAGUGUCCUCGCGGCGGCCAUGGCCACGAAGAUCGACAAGGAGGCGUGUCGCGCGGCGUACAACUUAGUGCGGGACGACGGCUCGGCGGUCAUCUGGGUGACUUUCAGAUACGACGGCUCCACCAUUGUCCCCGGAGAUCAGGGAGCGGAUUACCAGCACUUCAUCCAGCAGUGCACAGAUGAUGUUCGGCUCUUUGCCUUCGUGCGCUUUACCACCGGCGAUGCCAUGAGCAAAAGAUCCAAGUUCGCCCUCAUCACGUGGAUCGGAGAGGACGUGAGCGGCCUGCAGCGUGCCAAGACAGGGACGGACAAGACGCUGGUGAAGGAGGUGGUCCAGAAUUUCGCCAAGGAGUUUGUGAUCAGCGAUCGGAAGGAGCUGGAGGAAGACUUCAUCCGCAGCGAACUGAAGAAGGCCGGAGGAGCCAAUUACGACGCUCAGUCAGAGUAGCUGCAGCCCCACACCCCAGAGCCAUCCGCCUGCUCCACCACGGAGGAGACUGCCACCUCACGUCACCAGCCCACCAGGGAGGAGAAGCCAUGAGAGGCACCAGCGCCACCAGUGUGUCCAGCCCCUCCCCCC